AUGCCGCUGUUAUCCUGGGGUCCCCUUUUUCUCAACCAUCGGGAUGGGCAUGUCCUGAUCGUUUUGUUGAUCUCACAUGCCCCUAGCGUUGCGCCUUCUCCUAUAGCCUCUGGAAUGGCUCACCUAACCCGAGAGGAGCUCGAGACUAUCGAGCAAAACCCUCUCGACAAUUCGCUCAGUGCCGUUUCGGGACGAUGCAUCAGCCAGUUCAAAUCUGUUGCCGAACUCCUUGAAGGCCUCUGUGAUGCCAUCAAAGUGCACCGAUCACUCUACAUGGAUGGGAAGAUUCUGCACCGAGACAUCUCGGAAAACAACAUCAUCAUCACCGACCCGGAAACAGCCAACGGCUUCAGGGGCAUGCUCAUCGAUUUGGACCUUGCCAAGGAAGAAGGCGCGGGCCCGAGCGGGGCCCGCCAUCGGACUGGUACGAUGGAAUUCAUGGCGAUUGAAGUGCUUCUUGGAAUAUCGCACACGUAUCGUCACGACCUUGAGGCCUUUUUCUAUGUCCUCAUCUGGCUAUGCGCCCGUCGAGGUUGGGCAUUAGUUGGACCUUCAAGAAAGGUGGUGACCAAGUCUAUCCUUUCGCAUUGGUAUACUGGAACAUAUAAGGACAUCGCACGAAAUAAGCUUGGCGAUAUGAUUAAGGCCGAAGACAAAGGGUUUGGACUGGUGUUGAAGGACUUCCCGUCAGAGUUUGACUGCGUCAAGCCGCUUUGCAGGGAGUUACGGCGAAUCCUAUUUCCUAUAUACGACGGUGACCUGUUCACUGGCACACCACAGGAGCCCAAGGUACUAUAUGACCCAAUCAUCAAAGCAUUUGAAGAUGUUUUGGCAGAUAUUUGGCAAAGAGACAGACAGAGACAUGACGGCGACUCGUGA
Messenger RNA from Metarhizium robertsii ARSEF 23, 879 nucleotides. RefSeq names its product serine/threonine-protein kinase Sgk2. NCBI's taxonomy places the organism in Eukaryota, Fungi, Ascomycota, Sordariomycetes, Hypocreales, Clavicipitaceae. Gene Ontology annotation, biological process: protein phosphorylation. The transcript is spliced from 2 exons. The record is from RefSeq and is a predicted model, not a curated record. Gene Ontology annotation, molecular function: protein kinase activity; ATP binding. Bases 1 to 879 code for a protein of 292 amino acids.